UCUGUUAAAAGCGCGGGGAAAACUCCGUGCAGGUAACCCAGAGCGUCUGCACGUUCAUCUGUUAGUUUUGCAGACUCUACAGACAAAAGCCAGCACAUCACGUCCACAUAGAGCAUGUGUACUUGGUAAGAAAAGCAUGGAGACCAGACAUAUAAAUGUUAUUUCCCUACCAGUCUACUGUCCCUUCUAUCAUCGAACCAGUAAAACCAUUAGAGGUGGAGAGAAAUGUACAGACCCACCCAACAGACGCUACGUUUCAUCGACUAAAGUCAACAUGCUAGAAACGUUAGCCACGAAUGCCGCCCGUCCUUUCCAGAUUCAUCACGUCAAUUCGGAUCAUCAGGCGGCUGCUUUUACUGCCCUUCAUGACAUGAGAGAAAAAGGGCAGCUAUGUGACGUCACAUUGAUAGUGGAUGAUAGGUCAAUUGUCGCACACAAGGUAGUUUUGUCAGCAUGCAGUGCCUAUUUUCACGCCAUGUUCAACAACGAAAUGGCUGAAAAGCAUCAAGCUGCUGUCACGCUUCAUGAUAUUGACGGUGGUGCCCUCUCUUUGUUGAUUGAAUUUGCCUACACUGGUGAAGUACUAAUUACAGAAGACAACGUGCAAGCCCUUCUGCCGGCGGCUAGCCUUCUGCAGGUAGCCAGUGUUCGAGAAGCUUGCUGUAGGUUUCUUUUCCGACAGCUACAUCCUUCUAACUGCUUGGGAAUUCGAAGUUUUGCUGACGCCCAUUAUUGUGAAGAACUACAUCAGAAGUCCCAUAAAUAUGUCCUCCAGAAUUUCAAAGAAGUAUCUCUGGGAGAAGAAUUCCUAGUACUGCCUUUCAAGGAGGUUUCAGACUUGGUAUCAUGCAACGAACUGAAUGUUACUUCUGAAGAAGAUAUCUACAGUGCCGUGAUAUCAUGGGUUAAAUACGAUAUAGAAUAUAGGAAACAGUACCUCGACCAACUCCUCAAGUAUGUCCGGCUCCCAUUAGUCAGAAGAGAAUUUCUUUUAAGAAAGGUAGGAGAAGAACCACUAGUUCGAGAGAGUCAGAAGACAAAAGAUCUCUUGAUCGAGGCUAUGAAGUACCAUCUCAUGCCGGAACAUCGAAGUACCAUGACGGGAGUAAGAACAACUUACCGAAGACCAGAAGGACUGAAAACUUAUCUGUUUGCUAUAGGCGGUGGUUCAUUGUUUACCAUUCACAAUGAAUGUGAAUAUUACAACACUCGCACUGAUCGCUGGGCGCCAUUUCUACCAACUCUCCAUCGUAGGUCACGAGCCGGAGUGGCGGCAUCGGAACGUCACGUUUACGUAGUUGGUGGGUAUGAUGGAACAAAAGACUUGGUGUCGGCGGAAUGUUACAGUUCUCUUUCCAAUACCUGGCAGUCCAUAUGUAAUAUGGGAUCCAAACGAAGUUGUCUAGGCAUAACUUCUGUAAGUGGAUUAAUUUAUGUGGCUGGGGGAUACGACGGUGUUUCGUGUUUAAGCAGUGUGGAGCGCUAUGAUCCUUUAGUUGGAACAUGGUCUUCUGUAGUUGCAAUGGAAACCAGAAGACGCCACUGCAAAUUGACAGUUUUGGAUGGUUGUUUAUAUGUAAUUGGAGGAUACGAUGGAGCUACUUACCAGUCAUCUGUAGAAAAACUAGAUCCAAGGGAAGGCAAAUGGACAACUGUUACUAAUAUGAUCAACAGGCGUAGCAGUUGUGGAGUGGCAGUUAUGAAUGGAUUGUUAUUCGUUGUAGGAGGUAAUGAUGGCAGUUUAUGUAUGUCUAGUGUGGAGGUUUAUGACAGUCGUAGAGCAGCCUGGGAUGCUGUUGCUUCCAUGCAUUCUCGUAGGAGUACCCAUGAAGUAGUACAUGCAGAGGGAUACCUUUAUGCAAUUGGAGGAAAUGAUGGAAGCUCCAGCCUAAAUACCGUGGAACGCUAUGACCCUCGAUACAAUAAGUGGAUGUUGGUUACUUCCAUGAUGCUUCGUAGGAGCAGUGUUGGAGCUACAGCCCUGGACUGCCCUAAUCUGGAACAAUUACUACUUCGGUCAGAAUAAAAACUAAUCACUUUAUGAUGGACUGUCUCUCACAUUUAGUAAACCACUGAACAGCAAGCAAACAGAAUGGGCUCAGACUGUUCCAGUUUAAAGCAAACCUAAUGAAUGAAAGAUAAAUUUUUGUGUGAUGUUUUUCUACACUGGAACGGUUUGAUAAUGGAAUCUCACUAAGUGAAAUAGCUAUUUUCAAUUAGACUGUAAAUUGCUGCCGAGAUUUUACAUUUUCUGAAGAAAUUAAUUACCUUACUAAACUCACAGCUGAAAUGUUAGUGCUGACAUUCCUGCAAAGAGCACUUUUUUAUGCCAUUGAAGCAGUAAUGAUGAAGUAUUGCUGUGAUUAUAGCAGUUAAAACUAUAAAAUAUUCUAGUCAGAUUGUAAAAAUACUCUUGUCAAAAGUUUACACUGCAGUAUUAAACAUCAAAAUUCUCCUUCCAGGAAUGUGAAUCUCCUUGAACUAACAACAUGAAUUCUUUAAACAAAGGAGCCAUGUUAUAAAUACAACAAGUGAAAUUACCUCGUACUCUAAUCUAAAUACAACUGAGGUCAAUAAUGAUCAAAUAGUCAAGGCUGGAGGUCAGCUAGAGUGAAGGUGUGGGCCAUGGUACAUGAAUGUAUCUGUUGGGACCUUCAGAGGACUUGCACAUAAUCACGUUAUAACUGAUGAUAUAUUCAAAUCUUUGUGUCAUUUCUUUACUCAAAACUGAUUAGUUAACAAUGUAACUGACAUCAUCAUGUAUGUGAUUCAAAAUUAAUAAUCUACCAGGUUAUCUUAUUUGUGUACAUAAGUUGUAAAUGCUUUUUAAUUGGAAUUCUUAAAGUGAAUCAUUAGAAAACUCAUGCUGAAUACCUUGAGUGAUGUAUUUGCAGUAUAUCUUUCAAAAUUUGAGGAUCUAAUUUAGAAGUGUAUGGUUUGCCCCCAUAAAAGAAAGAGAGCAAAGGAUGUAUUAUACAUUCUCCUAUAAAUUGUUUAACUCUUUCUUACUAACUGUAGCAUUUUAAAUUGGAUCUUUUCAUUGUUGGCAAGGCUUAUAUUUAAUUAAUACAAGAAUAGCAGUAAAUAAAAAGCUUCACUAGCGGAGUUUUAGAAGUUUAGUUGGUAAUAUCAAAUUACUGUUAUGGCCUUCUCUAUACAUCUAGGUGCUAUGUUUUUUGUUUUUACUAUUCAAAACAGUUGUAAAUCAAAAACUAAAGCCUAAUAGUUAGUACUCAGAUUGAAUUUGACAGGAAAAAAUUAUAAAGGUAUAAUAAAUUGAACUUUCUACCUAGUCUUAGUGCUUCAAUACAGAUAUCAAUGCUUACAAAUUGAUAAAACAGUUCAUGAAAGUACCUUUACUGUUUUUGAGAAUUUUCUUUUCCAUAAGAGCAAAGUGUUGAACUGCAUAUUCUAUUUAAAAAGCAUGAUUUAUUAAAUAAAAAAUUCUAAGGUCAGUAUUUUAAUUACACCAAUGAAGAUUGUGAUUUUUAAUAUAUCUCUAGCUAUCUAAGGUAUUUUAAGGUAUAAAUACCACAUUAAAUCUGUUUGUUAGAGCCAAAUUCACAAUCUUGAGCGACACUAAUAAAGUUAAGUAAAGUAAAAAAACAUACAGAGUAAAAUAAUUAAAAUGUAAAAACAUUACAUUAGGAUAAAGUAGUUAGUGUUUUUCUGAAAGAUUGAGAUAAAAAUGGUCAGAACUUAUGAUUUACAUUUUUUAAGUUUCAACAGGAGAAAAGUUUCUAUGAUGUAGAAAAAUGAUUGAUGUGUGUGAAGUUAUUUUUUUAAACAUUCCUUCAGAGGAAGUUUCAAUUCCUUCAAUGAAGGUUCUUAAAUUUUUCAUGGGGUGUUAUUCUAUCAUAUGACAUUAGAAUAGAAGGUUCUUAUUUCAUCACUUAAACAUUGCUCAAUACUCUUAUGAAACCACCUAUUCAUUAAGAGUUCUGCCUAGAACAUUUUCAACUAUUCUAAAACUAAAAGAACAAAACAUGCAUAAGUAAACAAAAGUUGUUCAGAUUUCAAAAACCAAGCGAAGACAAGAAUAUAUCCUCAUUUAUGUUGAUCCAACAAGUAACUAAUAUUUCAUGUACAUAUCUAGUCUUGUGUUAAUACUUUAUUUAAAUGAUGAGAAACCCGAAGAUGAUUACAGAUAAAAAUGAAAAUUGUUGUCUCAAUAAACACCUUAGCAGAUAACAAUGAUGUAUAUCUUUCUUUUUAGAAACAUUCCAUGGAGGUGAGUUUUAAAUAAUGCUGAAGAACUUAACAUAGCU
Molecule: messenger RNA, 4268 nt
Organism: Limulus polyphemus (Atlantic horseshoe crab)
Lineage: Eukaryota; Metazoa; Arthropoda; Merostomata; Xiphosura; Limulidae
Product: kelch-like protein 17
Exons: 11
Coding region: 137-2026 (629 amino acids)
Molecular function (GO): protein binding
Source: RefSeq, a predicted model, not a curated record